This is a messenger RNA of Clarias gariepinus (North African catfish), 2714 nucleotides long. It is a transcript of the gene ccnl1a, whose product is annotated as cyclin L1a. Gene Ontology annotation, molecular function: cyclin-dependent protein serine/threonine kinase regulator activity. The coding region runs from base 224 to 922 and encodes 232 amino acids. Lineage: Eukaryota; Metazoa; Chordata; Actinopteri; Siluriformes; Clariidae. The transcript has 6 exons. Gene Ontology annotation, biological process: regulation of transcription by RNA polymerase II. The record is from RefSeq and is a predicted model, not a curated record. Gene Ontology annotation, cellular component: nucleus.
AAGGAACGGGAGAACGGUGUAAUAUUGGUGUAAAAUCUAUUAGUUUUCGCAUAAAUUGAGAAGAAAACAGUAACUAUUUGUCGCGGAAGUGUAUCUACCCAGGGCGGGGUUCGUCUGUUACGCGUGAGAAUACGUCGCCCUCGCGCGUCACGCUUCCGCCCUCACGCGAGCGAGCUCGUUCUUUUGUAUUUUUCGGUGACCGGGACUCGCGUUACGUACUUCGAUGGAGGCGACGAUGGCUACCACCGCGCCGGUCCCUGCCGCGUCCAACAGCAGCAGCACCGCCGCCACCACCAACGAGGGCAUUCUUAUAGGAGAUAAGGUGUAUUCCGAAGUCUCCCUCACUAUAGAUAACUCGCUAAUCCCGGAGGAGAAACUCUCCCCGACGCCGUCCAUGCUCGACGGCCUGGACCUUCACACCGAAACCGACCUCCGUAUCCUCGGCUGCGAGCUCAUACAAUCCGCAGGGAUACUCCUACGUUUACCACAGGUGGCAAUGGCAACCGGGCAAGUGCUGUUUCAUCGGUUUUUUUACUCGAAGUCGUUUGUGAAACACAGUUUUGAGAUUGUCGCCAUGGCCUGUGUCAAUCUGGCCUCAAAGAUCGAAGAAGCCCCACGUCGAAUAAGGGACGUGAUCAAUGUCUUUCAUCAUUUGAGGCAGAUUAGAGGAAAACGGAGUGCAAGCCCAUUGAUACUUGAUCAGAACUACAUAAACACGAAAAACCAGGUGAUCAAAGCCGAGCGACGUGUGCUGAAGGAGCUGGGUUUCUGUGUCCACGUCAAGCAUCCGCACAAGAUCAUAGUCAUGUACCUGCAGGUCCUCGAGUGUGAGAAGAAUCAAACGCUGGUCCAGACAGCUUGGGUAGUCCAUGAUGGUAAGUGUCAUAAAGAACCUCUGAACUCUGCUCCUACAACCACAUGACCCCAGGAAUCUGCCCCCCCUCACAUUGGCUGCCCGUCUCGAGAGACGGCCAAUCCAGUGAGAGCUCUCUGCCCGAGAAUCACUGAAGGGGGCCUUUUCCAUCUGGCAGCAUCACCUUGUUUUCUUGGGGGUUGUCCAAAAGGAUUUGUAUUUUUGUUGUUUUUGCUACAAGAUUUUUUUGCUCCCUUUUAUUUAUUAGAAAUUCCACAUUUAUAACUGAAGUUUACCAGCUAAGCAAGUAGGUAUUGGAAAAAAAAAUUUGUAGUAAGUUUUUUUUUUUUUUGGUAGGUUAAUGUACUUGUGUAUUGUGUGUGUUCACACUGAUGUGGUUUCUAGUAAUGUGUCUUCCAGGAAUCAUCCUGCUUCGAGGAAUCAGUUUCCUUUUUUCCUUCAUCGCGUCUUAAUCGGUUUCCAGAGAGGCUUUAAUCAAUCCAGCUUUCUUUCAUUUUUUCAUCUAUACACCCCCCCCCCCCAAUCAUCUCAUAUCUAACAAGCAAGUCAAGUCUGUCAGUGUGUAGCUGCAAUGCAUUCUGGGCCUUUGAGUUAAUAGAUCUCAAUCGGAAACCAAUAUCAUUCCUCAUUUGAAAACAUUUUAUAAUAAGGAUGAGCAUCAGGGUGGAGUUUUCAUUUAGGUAAGGGUGGUCCCCGACUUCUGUUCCAGGAGCACGUUUGUAAGUCUGAUUUGUUCUUAACUCAAAGUGAGUCUUAAUACGCCUUUGACACGAUUAUACAAUGUGUAAAGCAUACCAAUCCAGUUGAUUGAAUCUCUGUCCCCUUGUCCACACACAUGCCCAAAAAAAUGCAACCGGUUUGAACGGUGUCGUCCCUGGGUCUUUAAAUCGCGAGAGGAAUCCCCGGACACCAUUUUUGUCUUGGAGCUGUUUUCCACUGUAUUGGACUGUAAACUCAAGAAAUUAGGAUUAUUUACCAUCAGAAGCCAUUUUCUAUCAUGUCCACUCCAGUGUCUAUUUUUGUACAGUACAUUCUACUUCAAUCUACUUCCGUGAUUGAAUCGGCCGUAGAACCGCAGUCCAUAAGUCGGGGACUACCUGUAUAAGAUCCUUGGAGGUGUGUGUUUAUUUUUUGACAUAAUCGCUGGUCGUUUCUGAUGUUCGCAAGCAGCUUCCAAGGAUAAAAUCAGUCACACGCCAUGUAGUGUGAUAGUUUUAUUCAGUUUUGUGGUCCGUUUCUUUGACUAAGUGGCCUCUGCUGUGCUCUUGGCUUCUGUCUUCAUACGGCUCACGCUGUCCCGUCGCAUGAUAUCAUCAGCAGGUUUUUCUUUGGUCUGUGUUUUGCGGCCACCAGCUUUGCCCCCCCCCCUCAUCAUUUGCGUUUGCCAAAACAGUAGCUUAGGUGACGCAGCAUCCGACGUCUCAGAAGUGCCCGGUAAAAAAAACGGACGAGAUCAGAUGCCUCGCAUUGUAGCUCGUAGUUAAAUCACCUGAUUUGCAUCAUGAAACCCCUGUGAUCAUUUAUUUAAAAGCGCUUUGCAUGCGCGGGCAGUAAAUCAGACCCUUUAUAUUUUUGAGUGCAUGUGUGUUCUUGGGUUGAGUGAACCAUUCCAGUGUGAACACGCUCCCAUCUGUUCUGCAUGUCUGUUUUUCUUUUCAAAAAAGAUAAAAGAAAAUAUAUUUGUUUUAUACUGCCGUUGCUUAUUGUUGAAGCAGCCAUGAGUAUGUGUGUGUGUGAGAGAGAGACAGAGAUUUUAAAAAGGGGGAGGGAACGGACAAAGCUAAACAUGAGUCUCCUUAAAAACGCACCACGAGUGCGAGCAGUGCAUUAUGUGGGGGAG